UAUCGCGUUAGUUUGCAUGACGCACUGAGAAAAACAAAACAGAACAAGAAUAGAAGUACUUUUUAAUCGUAUCAAGGAUCAAACCUUCAACAGUCAUGUCUGAUGUCAGUGACCUUGAUAGGCAAAUAGAACUGCUACGUCAGUGUAAGAUAAUAAAAGAAAGUGAAGUUAAAUCCCUGUGUGCCAAGGCCCGGGAAAUUCUAGUCGAGGAGAGCAAUGUACAGAGGGUGGAUUCACCUGUCACAGUGUGUGGGGAUAUUCACGGCCAGUUUUAUGAUUUGAAAGAGCUUUUCAAAGUAGGAGGGGAUGUUCCUGACACUAACUAUCUUUUCAUGGGAGACUUCGUCGACAGAGGCUUCUAUAGUGUAGAAACUUUCCUUCUUCUUUUAGCAUUAAAGGUCCGAUAUCCAGACAGAAUAACUCUUAUACGGGGUAAUCAUGAAAGUAGACAGAUCACACAGGUGUACGGAUUUUAUGAUGAAUGUUUACGGAAGUAUGGGUCUGUCACAGUUUGGCGCUACUGCACAGAAAUAUUUGAUUACCUCAGCCUCUCUGCCAUAAUAGAUGGAAAGAUAUUCUGUGUACAUGGAGGCCUGUCCCCAUCCAUUCAGACCCUGGACCAAAUCCGGUCAAUAGACAGGAAACAGGAGGUGCCCCAUGACGGGCCCAUGUGUGACCUGCUCUGGUCAGACCCUGAAGACAUGCAGGGUUGGGGUGUGAGCCCGCGCGGGGCUGGGUACCUGUUCGGUAGUGAUGUUGUCUCGCAGUUCAACACGGCAAACAAUGUGGACCUGAUCUGUCGAGCACAUCAGCUUGUUAUGGAGGGAUACAAGUGGCAUUUCAACGAGACUGUGCUCACUGUCUGGUCCGCACCAAACUACUGCUACAGAUGCGGCAAUGUAGCUGCAAUACUAGAGUUAGAUGAACAUUUACAGAGAGAUUUUACUAUAUUUGAAGCUGCUCCUCAGGAGCUUCGAGGAAUACCUACCAAAAAGCCCCAGCCAGACUAUUUCUUAUAAACGCAACAAAGCCUUCGUACAGAGAGCAACAUGUGAUAGGUGGCAAGAGACUGGUGCCAGGUUGGCAGACUGGUUUAAGGUGUUCAGACUGUGUUUUAAGCUAAAAACGUCUCAAUCUGUCUAUUAAAGGUUUUAUCUGGGAAGUCAAAAACAUUCAAAUGAUUGCCAGUAAGUGAUAGCACAGUAUUGUGUAUUUCACUGCAUUUCACUGUAUUAUUUAUGAAAAUAUUUUAGUAAUAAAUAUUCUGAUAAAUUCCAAUUAAAUUUCACCUUUAGUUACUUAUUUUCUCUGGCAAUACUUUGAUGUGUAUUGAUUUUAAGCGGAUUACUAAAUGUGCAUAAUCAAUUCAAGAUUAGGCUAAUCAUUCAUGAUUGAUCAGACUAAAUUAAAUGUGUAUGUACAUUUUUAUUGAAGUUUGAAAAUACACAAAGGUACAUUUAAGUAUUAUGAAUAUAAGUGUGGUUAUACCGUACAUGUAUGUUUUUUUAGGAAUGAUAUUGUAUCAAAGUAUUGUUUAAAAAAAUUGAAAGGAUUCAGUCAUUUAUGGUGUUUUCAAAAGUUGAUAUUUAUUGCAAGUAAUUUUGUAAUUUUAAUUAACCAAUUGUAUUUUCAAUUUCCUAAUAGAAUAAUUUUGCCUUAUUGAUUCCACUGGAGGGAAUAUAAGACUGUAUUCAGAUAAAGGAAAUGCUGGUCAUUUUUACAUUGAUAAUGUUACAUAAAUAGUGUACUUAAACAUCCUUGUCAUCACUUACAGAUGUAUGUAUCAAAGAAUCCCAAUGCAGACUUUGUAGUAUUUUAGUUCAUUGAAGAUGUGUUUAAUUGUUGUUUGACAUAUUUUAAUUUAACAUUGUGUAAAUCAAAUAUGUGACAUAUUUGAAUUUGUAUUUUAUGAAGAUCCUCAUGAUGUUAAUUUGUAAAUAUUUUCAUUUAAUUUACUUUAUUUCAAUUAAAACUAUUUUCAGUUACUAUGUUUUCUAAGUUGUAUGUUUAAGUACAUGUGUUCUUGUAAAUAUAAAGAAGGGCCAUUUGUUUGAAUCUGUCAUCUUACUGAUUUUAUUCUCAUGUGUGGUAUUAGUAAUAUGAUCAAAUAAAAGCAUCAAAGAGUAUGAACACAUA
Mya arenaria is the source of this 2136-nucleotide messenger RNA. RefSeq names its product serine/threonine-protein phosphatase 4 catalytic subunit. Gene Ontology annotation, molecular function: protein serine/threonine phosphatase activity. Gene Ontology annotation, biological process: double-strand break repair via homologous recombination; peptidyl-serine dephosphorylation. Gene Ontology annotation, cellular component: nucleus; cytoplasm. The coding region runs from base 96 to 1019 and encodes 307 amino acids. Lineage: Eukaryota; Metazoa; Mollusca; Bivalvia; Myida; Myidae. The record is from RefSeq and is a predicted model, not a curated record. The transcript has 9 exons.